Nannochloropsis gaditana CCMP526 is the source of this 1126-nucleotide messenger RNA. It is a transcript of the gene PGSA, whose product is annotated as CDP-diacylglycerol--glycerol-3-phosphate 3-phosphatidyltransferase. Gene Ontology annotation, cellular component: mitochondrion. The annotation marks the transcript as partial. The transcript has a single exon. The record is from RefSeq and is a predicted model, not a curated record. Gene Ontology annotation, biological process: cardiolipin biosynthetic process. Gene Ontology annotation, molecular function: CDP-diacylglycerol-glycerol-3-phosphate 3-phosphatidyltransferase activity.
ACGCAAAACAAGGUCGUGGGCAUCGGUACCUUCCAUUCUUUACAUCGUUAGCCCUUUGCAUGCUUGGAAACGAAUUUGGCAACAACCACAUUAGCCUGUCCUCCUCCCCUCCUCUUCCCGCAGCCGCAAGUAUUCCUCCACUACCCAAGGCAUGAAUCUCUACGCAAGUGCUUGUUGUUAUUGUCUCCGCCCGAUUGCCGCAUGCGAAACACUGUCUCUCAUGUCGUAUCGUUUGUUACGCCGACGACAGCAUCGCAAUCUUUUAUCUGCAUCUUGUUUGACAUUGAAACCACGCAGUCCGCCAACCGUAUUCAUGAGCACCACCACCACCUCCUCCUCCCGUUCCUCCACCUUUCCCUCUCCUUCGCCGCACGCCUUCCUCUCCUCCCUCCUCGAGAAUGCACACGCUCCUCGCACGCCCCUCUUCCCACUGCGUGCCUCCUCCGUCUCCUUCCUCCCCGACCCGCCAGCUUUCUAUCAAACCCUUCUGGACGCCAUCGCCCGGAGUCACGAUCGAAUCACCCUCUCGGCGCUCUACCUAGGCCAUGGCCCCAUGGAACAGGCUUUGGUUCAGCACAUUUUGGCCGCCUGUCACAAAAAACCGAAUUUGCGCGUGCAAAUCCUUCUAGAUCAUUCGAGAGGAACCCGAGGGCACCGGCAGGGCACCUCCUCUCUCACCACGCUCGCCCCCCUCCUUUCCCUCACUCGCACCCGGCCUUCCUCCACCUCCCUCCAGCCCCAAGCCCACGUCGCAUUGUUGCGCAUGCCUCAACUGUCCGGGCCGUGGGCCCGGCGUUUUAUCCCGAGCCCGCUCAAUGAGGUCCUGGCAGUGUCGCAUGUGAAAGCCCUCGCUUUCGACGACGAAGAAAUCCUCUUGACGGGGGCAAACCUCUCCCACGAUUAUUUCUCGAGGCGGCAGGACCGGUAUGUCCACGUGCGGGGACCCUGGCCUAAUUUUUCCGGGGCAGAUGGGGGGGACGGCCGGCUCGCCAGCCUCCCGCUCUUCUACCAUGGACUCGUUGAGACUCUGAUGCCCUUCGGCCUCUCUCCCGCCCAGGCGCUGGCACCAGCUUCUCAAGGCGUGGUGCGGGAUUUUGGGGCCCUGAAGGUUGCCCUGGGAGGCCUG